Leishmania braziliensis MHOM/BR/75/M2904 is the source of this 816-nucleotide messenger RNA. RefSeq lists its product as hypothetical. The record is from RefSeq and is a predicted model, not a curated record. The coding region runs from base 1 to 816 and encodes 271 amino acids. The transcript has a single exon. Lineage: Eukaryota; Euglenozoa; Kinetoplastea; Trypanosomatida; Trypanosomatidae.
AUGCCACCUUCUCGAAGGGUGGGCCCAGCAACAGCGGAGCAGGUGGUCGAUAUUGACCCGCUUCUCAUAUACUUCACCUUCUCUCGCAUCCGGCCUCGCUUCUCUUGCGGUCGCACAAUCGGGAGUACGCUGCAACAGCUUCGAGACGGCGAACUGCAACUGCGUGACCUCCCUCUAUUGUCUGUGCUGACCGAUGGCGCACACUACUACAGCCAAAACAACCGACGGCUGUACACGUACAAGCAGCUGAAGCGCGAAGGCUUGCUCGACACAGUGCCGGUGCGACUGCGUCCUCUGCCGCGAACGAAACGCAUGUACAGCAAGUACUCACCUCAGACCUGUGCUCUAGCUGCAACGCUUAUGCGCGACACAGCAAACAGGGACGGUAUCAGGGAUACGAGUGCGCAAGCGUCGGUCGUCAGCGGCGCGUCCGAUACCGAGGAUGGCCACGACAACCACGACGCCUGCACGACGACGGGAGCGGUUGGGAGGCUUGGUGUGGGCGAUGACGAGUUCCGCAGUGACAACCACUCAGCUCCCUCCUCAAGUGCGCCGUCACAGCCAGCAAGCUGGGCCAUGGAGUCAGGCCUUGAUGGUAAGAUGGUGAAGGGAGGAGACUCGAGCGAAGAACCAACAAGAAAGAGGCAAGAGCAACAGACGAACUCCAAGCGCGGCCGAAACGUAUCACGACGUCAAGGAUGCCACAAGGGUGCUGUCGAAGCUCGAUCACCGAGCACCAGUAAAAGCGACAGCUGCGGCAACGGCAGCACGAGCGCGUUGGAAGCAGAACUACGCAACCUUGGCCUGUGCACGUAG